Messenger RNA from Erpetoichthys calabaricus (reedfish), 2068 nucleotides. RefSeq names its product macrophage scavenger receptor types I and II-like. The transcript is spliced from 11 exons. Bases 244 to 1413 code for a protein of 389 amino acids. Lineage: Eukaryota; Metazoa; Chordata; Cladistia; Polypteriformes; Polypteridae. The record is from RefSeq and is a predicted model, not a curated record. Gene Ontology annotation, cellular component: membrane.
CUAGUAAGCAUUUCUUGAAAUAAGAGAUCUGAAAGAGGAACUGAGAGAAAUGCAACUGUGGCGCAGUCUUUAAAGAUCCUUUAUGAACAGAUGUUUUUAUUAAGAGUGGAUCAUAAACAGAAGACGGAUGCUUUGGACACAGGCCUGGGGGCCGUGUUGAGCCAAAGCAUCAACAGUGCUGAUCAUCCCGUCAUGUACCUGAGCCGGAAACUGCUGGACCGAGAGACAAGAUUUUAAUACAACAUGGCAAAAUGGAAUAGAGCACCUGAGAGCAAUGGGGACAUUACACUAAUGGAAAAUUUAAGAAGCAGCUCUGACUCUACUGAGCCUGAUGAACAAUAUAAAAAGAUACAUGAUGGAAUAAUGUGUAAGGAACUCAUUGCAGAACUUCAAAAAAAGCAACAUUUAAUGAGGACUGGCAUAAUUGUGCUGUAUUUGUGUGUUCUGUUCAUUCUACUCUUUCUCAUCUAUAUAUCAGUAAAUUCACAUGCAUCUGAAGAACCAACAAAUGGAAGUAAACUAAAGCAACAAAUGGAAAACUAUUUUGAAAAUACCUUUGAACAAGAGGAACAAAGAAAUGUAACUCAGUAUAACUUUACUAAGCUUGAAAAUCACCUGAAGAGCCUACUUGAUAGCUUUAAUUUUACACUUAGCAGUUCCCUGGAAACCAUCAGGGAUGACAUUUGGAAACUAAAUACACACAUCGAACAACUGAAAAUUGACACAGACCUUAAACUGAAUAACACAAUUUCAAGACUCAGCAUCAAAGAUGAUGUUAUUAAAAAGGACAUUCCUAACUUCAAGAUACAUUUGGAAAAUAUGUCUAUGGCUAUAAAACUUUUAGAAGUUAAGCAAGAGAAUAUUACACUUAAAAUAAACAAAGAAUUUGCCACUCUGAACUUUGUCACUGAAGAUCUCAGAUUGAAGGACUGGGAGCAUUCCUUGAAACUAAACAACAUCACAUUAAUUCAAGGUCCUAUAGGGCCACGAGGAGAGAAAGGCAACAAGGGUGACAAAGGUGACGAUGGAUUGAAAGGACAACAAGGUAUCCAAGGUUCAAAGGGAGAAAAGGGAGACCAAGGUGAAGUAAACGACAAAGGAGUAGUUCGACUGAAGGGCGGUCACAACGUAAACAGCGGCAGGGUAGAGGUGUUUUAUGCAGGACAGUGGGGAACCAUCUGUGAUGACAGAUGGGAUAUCAAUGAUGGGAUAGUUAUCUGCAGAAUGCUUGGAUACAAAUCUGCUUUGAAUGUUCAUCCUCAUGCCUUAUUUGGAGAAGGUUCUGGCCCUAUCUGGAUGGAUGAAGUUGUGUGUACUGGAAAAGAAAGCUCAAUUUAUGACUGCUCUUUUUCAGGAUGGGGUAAAACCAACUGUCAGCACAAAGAGGAUGCAGGCGUAACAUGCAGAAAUUAGCACCAAUUGAAACGCAGUUUGAUUUGAUUGGGGAUACUUGUUAAAUAAUGUAUGUUUAUUAUUUUAUUAAGAUACUUGUAAUUUAUAGUUGAUAGAGUAAAACAUAUAAUACUUGCUAAAAUAUAUAAUGGGAGUUUUGUUCAAAAUGUAAAUUCAUCAUAAAAUAUGCUUUCAGAUACUGUAUUUUCCAUCUUUAAGUUUACUGCGAUAUGUGCAAUUCAACAAAGCAUUGACAGGUAUAUAAAGAGGAUUAAGAAAUAACAGUGUUUGAAAAGUAAUCUGUGCUGUGUAUUACAUAGGAUAGCACAGAGAAAUGGUUCUCAACCUCAGUUCUGGGGCCCUCUGUGUUUCCUGAUGUUAGUUCCAACCAGUUUCUCAAUCACAGUCAGUUUUUCUCAUUGUUUAAUUAGCUGACCUGUUUUGUUCCUGUUAUUUUGCAUUUAGAACAGCAAAACAAUAUGGGUAUUAUAAUUAUACAUUCUUUACAUUACUCGGACGCUUUGUGUUUAUGUCUUAAUUACAGUUAUAGACGUGUGUGGAAGAAAUAUUUUUUUUUUUACUACCCUAAAGGGUACUGUUUAACAUCAUAUCCUUGGUUUAUUGUUAUUGUUAUUAUAGCAUUAGGAUUUACUAUGCAUAUCCUGGACCACUUUCU